Gregarina niphandrodes is the source of this 1071-nucleotide messenger RNA. RefSeq lists its product as hypothetical. NCBI's taxonomy places the organism in Eukaryota, Apicomplexa, Conoidasida, Eugregarinorida, Gregarinidae. The record is from RefSeq and is a predicted model, not a curated record. The transcript has a single exon. The coding region runs from base 1 to 1071 and encodes 356 amino acids.
AUGCAGGAGCAGGUGGACGGCGUUACCGUGGCUGUGAUGCGCCCUGUGGACCCCUCGGAGUUGGCGGAGCUCAUGGCGCGGGUACCCAAGGAGUGGCAGCCGGUGUUGCAAGAGUCGGCAGGGUGGAAGACUGCGCACUGGAACGACGGCGGGGGCCUGGAGGUCACACCGGCGAAGCCCACACGCGAGACGAAGAGCCGCCUGUGCAAGACCGCGUGCGUUCUGGGGGUAGGGGCGGCCGUCGGCUUCUUUGCGAACUAUCUGUUGCGGUCCGGCGGGUCGGCGCAGCCGUGGGUGGCGAAAGAAGACUUCGAGAUGCCGAACACGUACGCCAAGUUGACGAACAACCAGGGAGCGAUCAUCUUCGAGGCCGGAGGCCCCGUGCCGGAGGCGCCCUGUGGCAGCGGUACCCUGCACUGCGACUCGGGAUGCAGCAACGCUGGCGGCGGCGGCUGGCCCAUCUCCUUCGGCAGCCCCUGGCCCGUCUCCUUCAAUCUAGCCUGGAAUAUCACUCACCAGUUGACACCCAAAAAGUGCCAGGUGCUGUGCCACACACCGCAAGAAACGCAGAACUCUCUCCACAGCCGACUCCUCGCACGCUUUCCCGUCCAAGCGGCUGGGACGCCCAUGUCGUCCCAGAACCAGCUCCGACAACUCUAUGCAGGACGCAGUUUUAACUGCAAAGGCUGGAGCGCCUCCGCUCGAGACAUCGGCACACUCCGCCAGUGCAUUUGCGACGUAGCCAGCGUCACCUGCGAGGUGACGGCCAAGAGCAAAAAGGCAAUGCACGAGGUCACAUUCACCGACUUGGAAGCUCCCCUGGCGAGGGUGGCCAACAUCUUCAGCGACUACCCUAAAGAAGUCUACGACGUCAAAAACUGCGGUUACGAAUGCUGGAGUUUAGCGCCGGACACGAAACGGACCGUGCGCGCAAACAGAGUCGCAGAAGCCGCCCGCCGAGCCACCCAAAACAGUAACAGUCCCUCAACCAGCAAGCAUACCAAACAGCAGAGUGCCAAGGACCUUACCCGUGACGAUGUCAGCUGGUAUAUGGGUACUCGCUUUGGUUAA